This is a messenger RNA of Medicago truncatula (barrel medic), 1584 nucleotides long. Its product is annotated as protein SICKLE. The record is from RefSeq and is a predicted model, not a curated record. Lineage: Eukaryota; Viridiplantae; Streptophyta; Magnoliopsida; Fabales; Fabaceae. The coding region runs from base 127 to 1080 and encodes 317 amino acids. Gene Ontology annotation, biological process: mRNA splicing, via spliceosome; miRNA processing. The transcript is spliced from 3 exons.
UAAAAAAAAAAUCGAUAAUAUCAUCACCAUUUUUUUUUCUCUCUCUCUUCUUACCUAAAAACAUCCCGCGUUUGCCCUAACACGUCCGUCACCGCCGUCUAAGGGUUUACUUCCAGUUCUCGUCACAUGGAAGAUUCAGAACAAAGAAAGAAACGCUUGAAGGAAAUGCGAUUACAAGCUGAUCGUGUUCAAGAUUCUGGUGCUGCUGCUGGUGAUGGUUCCGGUACGCCUAGUGUUCUUGCAAAUCCAUUGGCUGAAGCUCCUUCAGCUGUGUUAUCAACUGAUUCUGCUCCGAGGUUUAAUUACUAUACUGAUCCAAUGAAUGCAUUCUCUGAUAAAAGGGGUGCUGUUGAUGUCCGGCCUGCGUCCGAGUAUUUGCCUCCUCCUCCUCCUCUUCCUCUAAAUUUUGUUCCGGAGUUUUCGUCGCAGCGUUCAGCUACAACAAAUCCGCAGAUGAGUCCAUCUCCCACUCAAGCAUUGCCAACACCGUAUAGAAACCCGGUUUGGAAUGGACCUAGAGGCCCUCCUCAGUAUAACUUUCCAUUCCGUCCAUCAGGUGGUGGUACUUAUCCAAGUCCUAGGUUUGAAUCACCAGGCAGUCCAUACAACUCUGCACCAGGCAUGAAUCAAUGGCCCAACCAUAAUCCAAAUAUUUCUUCAGAAUAUAUUCCAAUUCCCACUUCAGAAUAUAGUCCAAAUCAGUCUCCAGCAUUCAGGAACAAUCCUAACUCUAGUCGAGGGCGAGGCAGGGGAUUCUGGCACAACAACAGAAGCCAUGUUUCAGGACGGGGUAGCGGACAAGGAUCAAGUUCUCAUGGUCGCUGGUCCAACGAAGACAGAGGUUGUGGUCCAGAACGAUUUUACAAAAGGUCCAUGGUUGAAGAUCCGUGGAUAAGUUUGAAACCUAUUAUAUGGUAUUCCACGAUUUCUUCUUCAAAUACUUCAUACGCACGUGAGAAUUCAAAAUCUACAGGUACAAAAAGGGAGGGACCGUCUGCUGUUUUUAGCAAGUCCAAUUCUGGACCAAGCCUUGCUGAGUACUUGGCUUCAGCGUUCAAUGAAGCUUCCAACACUGAAUAAAAUGUCUGAUGAUGCAUUCAGUGCCCUGGACUCCGCUCUGUCGUGUAGUGUAUGUUCUUUAUAUACCAAACACCAAGGAGAAAAUUUUGGGAAUAUGCUCAGGCUACUAACAUGAAUGAUUGGUGCAUAUACAAGGUCUAUGUAUGAUCUGGGCAGAAACUGUUAAAACUGUGUAACCACAUUUUGAGCGUUGUAGUUGAUUAACGUUUAGGCCUAUGCGCCAUACUGAAUCUGAGAGACAGCAAUCAUUUAAUCGUCUUCUUGAGUCAACGUUCAGAUUAGGCUGAAAAAUUGAGUGGUUUGAUGUAUAUUAUAGAUCUGUAAUUUUUUUUUUUUUUAGGGCGAUCUGUAAUUUGUUACACUGCACGACAAUUGUUUUUGUCUUUUUGAUAUUAUAGUCGUUGUCUGAUUAGGAUUUCUGCUACUCCACUUUCUAGUUUCUAGGCAUGUCUUAUUUUUGCGGUGAAAUUCCAGACACUUACAAAAACACAAAGAUUUUACUCA